Molecule: messenger RNA, 10683 nt
Organism: Felis catus (domestic cat)
Lineage: Eukaryota; Metazoa; Chordata; Mammalia; Carnivora; Felidae
Gene: SDK2
Product: sidekick cell adhesion molecule 2
Exons: 45
Coding region: 334-6858 (2174 amino acids)
Molecular function (GO): protein binding
Source: RefSeq, a predicted model, not a curated record
CCGGAGCCCGGCCCGCGACCCGGCGGCAUCGCGGAGGCCGCCCCGCCUGGGAGAAGUCGGAGUUGGGGUGCUAGAGGAGGGAGCAGCCCCGAAUCCGAGAGCGGGCUUUUCCCCUUUCUCUUUGCUCGCCCCUCGCCUUCCGGGCGCGCCUCCGGGAUCGGACUUGGACAGCAGGCGAGAAGGAAGGGGUCGCCAGCGCUGCCCCUCCCGGGCAUCUACCAGCCCCGGGCCGGGGCCGCGUGGACAGUCUCCCCGGACGAAGCCGCGGGGUCCCAGGCCCCCACCCAGGAUUAUAAAACAGUGCGGAGGACCCCCCACCCGAGGCUGGUCAUCAUGUGGGGGCUGCUGGUCUGGACUCUGCUGGCCCUUCACCGGAUCCGCGCGACCGGAGCCCAAGAUGAUGUGGCCCCCUAUUUCAAGACGGAGCCGGUGCGAACGCAGGUGCACUUGGAGGGGAACCGCCUGGUGCUCACGUGCAUGGCCGAGGGCAGCUGGCCGCUGGAAUUCAAGUGGCUCCACAACAGCAGGGAGCUGACCAAGUUCUCGCUGGAGUACAGGUACAUGAUCACCAGCCUGGACCGCACCCACGCGGGCUUCUACCGCUGCAUCGUGCGUAACCGGAUGGGCGCCCUGCUGCAGCGGCAAACCGAGGUCCAGGUGGCCUACAUGGGGAGCUUUGAGGAAGGCGAGAAGUACCAGAGUGUCUCCCACGGAGAAGCAGCCGUCAUCCGCGCCCCACGCAUCGCCAGCUUCCCGCGGCCACAGGUGACCUGGUUCCGGGACGGCCGCAAGAUCCCGCCCAGCAGCCGCAUAGCCAUCACCCUGGAGAACACCCUCGUCAUCCUGUCCACGGUGGCUCCCGACGCAGGCCGCUACUACGUGCAGGCUGUUAAUGACAAGAACGGGGAUAACAAGACCAGCCAGCCCAUCACUCUUGCCGUGGAGAAUGUCGGGGGACCUGCAGACCCCAUCGCCCCAACCAUCAUCAUUCCUCCCAAGAACACCAGCGUGGUGGCCGGGACCUCGGAGGUGACCAUGGAGUGCGUGGCCAACGCCAGGCCCCUGAUCAAGCUGCACAUCACCUGGAAGAAAGAUGGGGUGCCGCUGUCGGGGGGCAUCAGCGACUACAACCGCCGGCUUACCAUCCCGGGCCCCACGGGCAGUGACGCCGGCUACUACGAGUGCGAGGCCGCCCUGCGCAGCAGCAGCAUCCCCUCUGUCGUCCGUGGAGCCUACUUGUCUGUGCUGGAACCUCCCCAGUUUGUCAAGGAGCCAGACAGACACAUCACAGCAGAGAUGGAGAAAGUGAUGGACAUUCCCUGUCGGGCCAAAGGUGUGCCACCGCCCUCCAUCAUCUGGUACAAGGACGCGGCCGUGGUGGAGGUGGGGAGGCUGAACCGGUUCCGGCAGCGUGGCGACGGGGGCCUGCAGAUCAGCGGGCUGGUGCCCGACGACACCGGCAUGUUCCAGUGCUUUGCCCGCAACGCGGCCGGCGAGGUGCAGACCUCUACCUACCUGGCUGUCACCAGCAUCGCCCCCAACAUCACCAGGGGCCCCUUGGACAGCACAGUGAUCGAUGGCAUGUCAGUCGUGCUGGCUUGCGAGACUUCGGGAGCGCCCCGGCCGGCCAUCACUUGGCAGAAAGGGGAGCGCAUCCUGGCCAGCGGCUCCGUCCAGCUGCCUCGAUUCACGCUGCUGGAGUCGGGCAGCCUGCUCGUCAGCCCCACGCGCAUCUCCGACGCCGGGACCUACACCUGCUUGGCCACCAACUCUCGGGGGGUCGACGAAGCCUCGGCCGACCUGGUCGUGUGGGCCCGGACCCGCAUCACCAAGCCUCCCCAGGACCAGAGUGUCAUCAAGGGCACCCAGGCCUCCAUGGUGUGCGGAGUGACCCAUGACCCCCGAGUGACCGUCAGGUACGUCUGGGAGAAGGAUGGGGCCACCCUGGGCAUGGAGAGCAACCCCCGCAUCCGUCUUGACAAAAACGGCUCCCUGCACAUCUCACAGACGUGGUCGGGGGACAUCGGCACCUACACCUGCCGGGUGCUCUCAGCCGGGGGCAAUGACUCUCGAAGUGCCCACCUGCGCGUCAGGCAGCUGCCCCACGCCCCCGAGCGCCCUGUGGCGACCCUCAGCACAGCGGAGAGGCGGGCCAUCAACCUGACGUGGGCCAAGCCCUUCGACGGCAACAGCCCCCUGCUUCGCUACGUCCUGGAGAUGUCGGAGAACAAUGCCCCCUGGACCGUGCUCCUGGCCAGCGUGGACCCCGAGGCUACCUCCGUGAUGGUCAAGGGCUUGGUGCCCGCGCGCUCCUACCAGUUCCGUCUUUGUGCCGUCAACGACGUGGGGAAGGGACAGUUCAGCAAGGACACGGAGAGGGUCUCCCUUCCCGAGGAACCCCCCACGGCCCCUCCGCAGAACGUCAUCGCCAGCGGCCGGACCAACCAGUCCAUCAUGAUCCAGUGGCAGCCGCCUCCGGAGAGCCACCAGAAUGGCCUCCUCAAGGGCUACAUCAUUAGGUACUGCCUGGCCGGGCUGCCUGUCGGGUACCAGUUCAAGAACAUCACCGAUGCCGAUGUCAACAACCUGCUGUUGGAGGACCUCAUCAUCUGGACCAACUACGAGAUCGAGGUGGCCGCCUACAACAGUGCCGGGCUGGGUGUCUACAGCAGCAAAGUCACCGAGUGGACACUGCAGGGAGUCCCCACCGUCCCUCCUGGCAACGUGCACGCAGAAGCCACCAACUCCACGACCAUCCGCUUCACCUGGAAUGCCCCCAGCCCCCAGUUCAUCAACGGCAUCAACCAGGGCUACAAGCUGAUUGCCUGGGAGCCUGAGCAGGAAGAAGAGGUUACCAUGGUGACUGCCCGGCCCAACUUUCAAGACAGCAUCCACGUGGGCUUCGUGUCUGGCCUGAAGAAGUUCACCGAGUACUUCACCUCUGUGCUGUGUUUCACCACUCCCGGAGAUGGGCCUCGGAGCACCCCGCAGCUGGUGCGCACCCAUGAGGACGUGCCUGGACCUGUGGGACACCUGAGCUUCAGUGAAAUCCUAGACACCUCGCUGAAGGUCAGCUGGCAAGAGCCAGGAGAGAAGAAUGGCAUCCUCACAGGGUACCGGAUCUCCUGGGAGGAGUAUAACCGGACCAACACCCGAGUGACCCACUAUCUACCCAACGUGACCCUGGAGUACCGCGUCACGGGCCUCACUGCGCUCACCACCUACACCAUCGAGGUGGCCGCCAUGACCGCCAAGGGCCAGGGCCAAGUGUCUGCGUCAACCAUCUCUUCCGGGGUGCCUCCAGAACUCCCAGGGGCCCCCACCAACCUGGGCAUUUCCAACAUCGGCCCCCGCUCCGUGACCUUGCAGUUCAGGCCAGGCUAUGAUGGCAAAACCUCCAUCUCCCGCUGGCUGGUAGAGGCCCAGGUAGGCGUGGUUGGGGAGGGAGAGGAGUGGCUGCUGGUUCACCAGCUCACCAACGAGCCCGACGCCCGCUCCAUGGAGGUGCCCGAGCUCAACCCCUUCACCUACUACAGCUUCCGAAUGCGCCAGGUGAACAUCGUGGGCACUAGCCCACCCAGCCAGCCUUCUAGAAAGAUCCAGACCCUCCAGGCACCCCCUGACAUGGCGCCUGCCAACGUGACCCUGCGCACAGCCAGUGAGACCAGCCUGUGGCUCCGCUGGAUGCCUCUCCCAGAGAUGGAAUACAACGGGAACCCCGAGUCGGUAGGCUACAAGAUCAAGUACAGCCGGGCAGACGGCCACGGCAAGACGCUGAGCCACGUGGUCCAGGACCGCGUGGAGCGCGAGUACACCAUCGAAGACCUGGAGGAGUGGACAGAGUACCGCGUGCAGGUCCAGGCCUUCAACGCCAUCGGGAGCGGGCCCUGGAGCCAGACGGUGAUGGGCAGGACCCGGGAGUCAGUCCCAUCCUCUGGUCCCACCAAUGUGUCUGCACUGGCCACCACCUCCAGCAGCAUGCUGGUGCGCUGGAAUGAGAUCCCCGAGGCCGACCGCAAUGGGCUCGUGCUAGGUUACAAGGUGAUGUAUAAGGAGAAGGACUCGGACUCCCAGCCCCGCUUCUGGCUGGUGGAAGGGAACUCGUCUCGCAGCGCCCAGCUCACAGGGCUGGGCAAAUACGUGCUGUACGAGGUCCAGGUGCUGGCCUUCACACGCAUCGGGGACGGCAGCCCCAGCCACCCUCCCAUCCUGGAGCGGACGCUGGAUGACGUCCCUGGACCGCCCAUGGGCAUCCUGUUCCCAGAGGUGAGGACCACAUCCGUGCGGCUGAUCUGGCAGCCCCCUGCUGCCCCCAAUGGCAUCAUUCUUGCUUACCAGGUGACACACCGGCUCAACGCCACCACGGCCAACACGGCCACAGUGGAGGUGCUCGCGCCCAGCGCCCGCCAGUACACGGCCACCGGCCUCAAGCCAGAGUCCGUCUACCUGUUCCGCAUCACUGCCCAGACCCGCAAGGGCUGGGGGGAGGCCGCCGAGGCCUUGGUGGUGACCACUGAGAAGAGAGACCGCCCACAGCCCCCCAGUAAGCCGGUGGUACAGCAGGAGGACGUGAAGGCCCGCAGCGUGCUGCUGUCCUGGGAGCCGGGAAGCGACGGGCUGUCCCCUGUGCGCUAUUACACUGUCCAGACCCGCGAGCUGCCCAGUGGCAGGUGGGCGUUGCACUCAGCCUCCGUGAGCCACAACGCCUCUGCUUUCGUGGUGGACAGACUCAAGCCCUUCACAUCCUACAAGUUCCGAGUGAAGGCGACCAAUGACAUUGGGGACAGCGAGUUCAGCGAGGAGUCGGAGCCGCUGACCACUCUGCAGGCCGCCCCCGAUGAGGCUCCCACCAUUGUCUCGGUGACACCCCACACCACCACCUCCGUGCUGAUCCGAUGGCAGCCACCAGCAGAGGACAAGAUCAACGGCAUCCUGCUGGGCUUCCGGAUCCGGUACCGGGAGCUGCUCUACGAGGGGCUGAGGGGCUUCACACUUCGGGGCAUCAACAACCCAGGGGCCAAGUGGGCGGAACUUACCUCCAUGUACUCCAUGCGGAACCUGAGCCGGCCCAGCCUCACACAGUACGAGCUGGACAACCUGAACAAACACCGGCGAUAUGAGAUACGGAUGAGUGUGUACAAUGCCGUGGGUGAGGGGCCCUCGAGCCCCCCCCAGGAAGUCUUUGUCGGGGAAGCAGUGCCCACGGCAGCGCCCCGCAACGUGGCUGUCCACGGCGCCACGGCCACGCAGCUGGACGUGACAUGGGAGCCACCGCCACUGGAGAGCCAGAAUGGAGACAUCCAGGGUUACAAGAUUUAUUUCUGGGAAGCUCAAGCCCAGUGGCGCAACGUCACCGAGCGGGUGAAGACGCUUUUCCUGGCCGAGAACGGCGUAAGGCUCAAGAAUCUGACCGGCUACACCGCCUACAUGGUCAGCGUGGCGGCCUUCAACGCGGCGGGAGAUGGGCCUCGGAGUACCCCCACCCGGGGCCAGACCCAGCAAGCAGCCCCCAGUGCUCCCAGCUCGGUCAAGUUCAGCGAGCUGACCACAACCUCAGUGAACGUGUCCUGGGAGGCCCCACAGUUCCCCAACGGCAUCCUGGAGGGCUACCGGCUGGUGUAUGAGCCCUGUACCCCGGUGGAUGGUGUCAGUAAGAUUGUGACAGUGGACGUGAAGGGGAACAGCCCUCUGUGGCUGAAGGUGAAGGACCUGGCAGAGGGGAUGACCUACAGGUUCCGCAUCAGAGCCAAGACCUUCACCUACGGGCCGGAGAUCGAAGCCAACGUCACCACGGGCCCCGGAGAAGGUGCCCCGGGGCCACCUGGAGUGCCCAUCAUCGUGCGGUACAGCUCCGCCAUCGCCAUCCACUGGUCCAGCGGAGACCCCGGCAAAGGGCCCAUCACCCGCUACGUCAUAGAGGCCAGGCCAUCAGACGAGGGGCUAUGGGACAUCCUCAUCAAAGACAUCCCCAAGGAGGUGACCUCCUACACGUUCAGCAUGGACAUCCUGAAGCCGGGCGUGAGCUAUGACUUCCGGGUCAUCGCCGUCAACGACUACGGCUUCGGCACCCCCAGCAGCCCCUCCCAGUCUGUGCCAGCUCAGAAAGCCAACCCGUUCUACGAGGAGUGGUGGUUCCUGGUGGUCAUUGCCCUCGUCGGCCUCAUCUUCAUCCUGCUGCUGGUAUUCGUGCUCAUCAUCCGGGGCCAGAGCAAGAAGUAUGCCAAGAAGACCGACUCUGGGAACAAUGCCAAGUCUGGUGCCCUGGGCCAUGGGGAGAUGAUGAGCUUGGACGAAAGCAGUUUCCCCGCCCUGGAACUCAACAACCGGAGGCUCUCCGUCAAGAACUCCUUCUGCCGGAAGAACGGCCUGUACACCAGAUCUCCUCCCCGGCCCAGCCCGGGCAGCCUCCACUACUCCGACGAGGACGUGACCAAGUACAACGACCUCAUCCCGGCAGAGAGCAGCAGCCUGACCGAGAAGCCCUCAGAAAUCUCCGACUCUCAGGGAAGCGACAGUGAGUACGAGGCCGACCCGACCCACCAGAAGGCCCACUCUUUCGUCAACCACUACAUCAGCGACCCCACCUACUACAACUCGUGGCGGAGGCAGCAGAAGGGGAUCUCGCGGGCCCAGGCGUACAGCUACACGGAGAGCGACUCGGGCGAGCCGGACCACACCACCAUCGCCAACAGCAGCAGCGCCCAGCAGGGCGGCCUCUUCCGGCCCAAGGCCAGUCGGACCCCAACGCCCCAAAACCCCCCGAACCCCCCGAGUCAGCAGAGCACCCUCUACCGCCCCCCCAGCAGCCUCACCCCCGGCCCCCGGGCUCCUAUAGCAGGAUUUUCAUCGUUUGUUUGACGUCGGAAGGGGGAAAAGAAAGAAAGAGAAAAGCAAAACAAAACAAAACAGCACCAAACUCCCCAUCCGCCCCUCCCCGCACUGCCUGCCAGAAAACAAAAACACCGAGAAACCAAGUCAACUUUUCACCUCCUGAGUUUAUUUUUCCAGAGAUUCCAGGGCCAGCAAAGACGGUGUUGAGAAGGAGGAGAAGAAAACCACUGGAGGAGGACGUGUGUGUGUGUGUGUGUGUGUGUGUGUGUGUGUGGCCCACAGUUGGUCAGCUCCAGAUUGUAGGGUUCCCUGGGCCUUUACGGACUUCGCAGAGUCGGGCUGCAGGGGCCCAGCCUGGGCUGAGGCGGGACAGAGGGAGGGAGAGAAAGCUAAGGCCCGGAGAGCUGUAAGGCAGUGUGCUCAGGGGGCGAGAAGCUUCUGGAAGUCCUGACAGCUGCCUCUUCCGCCAGUGCGGGGGGGGCCCUGGGCCCACUGCUAGAUGAUGAUGCGCAAGGCUGGGCGCCCCUGAGGGCAAAGCUCACCUUCUCUCCCCCCCCACACACACACCCCUCCCAGCCCUCCCCCUGCAUCGCUGACAGGCCUCUGGGGGUUCAAUCCGUCCCCCUGGCCUGCUCCUCACGCUCCCCUCCCUUGUUCAACUUCUCCACCAAGCGUUUGGUUUAUUUAGAAAAAGGAAAACAACUGAGGGGUGAGAGUCUGCCUAGCUAGUUCCUUGUUUCUUACAUACGCUUUUUAUUGUGACUCCAAGGAAGAGGGCCCCAGGGUGGGGAGAGGCCCCCACACCACCACUGAACCCGGCCGUUGCUUGACUUGAAUUCACUUUCCUGAGCACAGACCAGGAGAGCUGAACCCGGGGAACAGAGUACAGGGCACUGACCGGGCAUCGCUGGGAUAAUUGGGCAUAACGCAGGAAGUCGAGAAUGUAAGAAGGAAGCUUAACUUCCCUCUUCCUUCCAAUUUAGGUACCACCAGCACCCUCCUUAAAGCAAGAGGGAAAGGAAGGCGCUUAGAUAAGGAAGUUCAGCAUGCACCGGCUGGGGAGCUAGGCAGGGGUGAGGGAUGGCCAUCUAGGCAGACACACCCCUGUCCCUGGACACACCCCUUCCUCCUGAGACGGGCACGUACACACAAGUCCCCUAUGCACUUGCAAGGAGAAGGGUCUAAGGAUCCUCUCCCAAGAGAAAUCCCUUUGGGUCCUAGCCAGUCGGGACACUCACUUCCAGAUGUGUGUCCCUGUCGCUCUCAACCCAGAGUGAUCCCCGUCUAAAGCACCCCCAGUCCCAAGCACAGGGGCACGGAAGCCCAGAGGAGUGGGCCAGGCCCCUGGUCUAGAGGCCAGAGCUCCCAGAAUCUACCCUGUCUGCCCAGCACCUGGUUUACAAAGAGUCAAAGACCCAACCCCAGGGUAUGUGUUCCAGGCCGGCCUCAGCCUAGCCAGGGCUCGGAGCAAGGAGGGGCCCCAUCCAAACUUCACACAGCUCCCAAGAUGCACAGCCAGGCCGGCCAGGAGGAGCAGGUCAGAUGGGACCAAGGACAAGAAUAGCUGACAGGAAGCAAAGCUUUUACACACACACAAUCUGCUCUAAGGAAUGUUCUUUUAAAAAGCCACUUCUAGUGGCCUGAAUCUUCCUUUCAGCCCCAGGAUGAAGGGAUUGAGGGAGGAACCGUUCUGUCGAAUUCCCCGAGUGCCCCCAGCUGGCCCAGCCGCGUGGUUUUGGGUGGGCAGCAGCCUCUGGGAGAGGAGGUGGUCCGGCAGGAAGACACCGGGUGCGGCGUGGGGCCCCUUAGUGGGCCGAAUGCAGGCCCCAUCUUGGGGGUGAGGAAAACAGAGGAGGUCUGAAAGGGGGAUUUGGGAAGCAAGCCAAGGAAAGCGAGGCUCUGCACCUGGCCCCACGGGCCCCCCACUCAGGUGAGGGGGAUGGGAGCAGGGCCAGGGGCCUGAGGGGAGGACAUACCUCCCAGACCCUCGGGAGCGCUGGCAGGUGUCUCCGCAGACGGGGCCCAGACGCCGGCUUCUCCACCGGGGUGUCUUGGGAGGGAAGCACCCCCACGAGGACACAGGCCUGAGGUCUGCCCUGUACACAUCUGGUGUCUCCAUGGCAACACAUCCGCAGCCACCCGCCUGUGAUCUCCCCUCGCUGCCUCCUUUUCAUCUCAUCUUUUUUUAACAACCUCAUCCCUUUCCUUAUCUGCUGUGCGUUUAGCCAUUUGCGGAAGUUCCCAGUUUGCAGUAGGGAAUUCAUGUAGCCCAGCCCAGUGAGGAAUCUGGGGGGGGGGGGGGGGAGGAGCAGGACGCGUGAAGCCGUGUGUGUGCGUGUGUGUGUGCGCGAGGCCAGAUUUCCUUUGCCUUUCACAGACUGCCUAGUGCACCGAGAUGUGCGCCCUCCCCCUCCCCACGCGCUCACUCACCCCCACGCCGACACACCCACGCACACUUAGCACAGGGCCAUGCACGCCUGGGCUCACUCACAUGCACACACAGAUAUGCACGGAUGUGUGUUCGCAAACAGGCUUGCAAUUCCUUCUGGUGGCUCGUCGGUCCUUUGUGAGGCACAGGGAGCCGGGGUCACUCCCGCUCGAACGUGGGAGUCUGAGAGGGCACUGGCGAGGACGCUGUGUGAGCCGGAAGGCAGGCUGUGCCCAACGUGAAAAUCCAGCCCUGAGUUCAUAUCCACCCACCCAAAAUGUUGCCCCACUGCCCCAUCCACAUCUGGAAGCCCAGGUCUCCACGACAGAACUCUAGAUUUCUCAGAGGACACCUCUGCCCUCAUUUACAUAUCUGCCGGGGCAGUGGAGGCUCCUGACCCCUGACCAGACACCCGGUCGCAUUAGGAUGUGCCGGGCACUGCCCGUAGGUAACAGGGAACCUCCCCGACCUCUGGGCUCCUGGGCGGACGAUGCCAGGGCCCCUGUCUCUGUGACCACCUGAAGCAGGUUGACACAAGGACACCUCUGUGUCCUCUGGCUCUGCCUCGUCAUGCCCUCGGGAAAUCUGGUGUUGCACCCAGCAGCCCACGCUGGGCACACCAGCACUGCCCUUCCCCCUCGUGGCCACGCCCCCUGCGUGCACACCAGCUCCUCGCCCAGACUGCCAAGAUGAACCAAAAAGCUGCUCGGCUUCCAGAGCGCCUUUCUCCCAGGGCCCCAGGGGGUUUGCAAACCCAGGCCGCCCGUCCUGUCCCCUCACCUGACACUGCCCCAAUUCAGAGGAAGCAGGGACACUUCCAGCUGCCCCGCCCAGAGCACGCUGUCUCGAGGCCUUCUGUCUCUGCCCACACCUCCCUGGGCAGAGCGUUCAAAGGUGCCAGAGCCUCCCAGAGCCCACUCUGGGCAGGGGCUUCCUUCCCCUCCCCGUGGUGCACGUGGUGUGAGGGGCUGGAGGACCCGAGCGGGGAGGGGGACCCGCCCCCAGCAGCAGCCACCUGAUCUGAGUGCCUCUGUAUGGUCCUGCCCAGUGGCAACCUUGGCCGCCACCCGGAGCACAGAUGCCCUCCUGGGACCACCCCCCUUCUCUUUGUUUCCGUAAGAAUAACCAAAAGCAUUUAAACGUGUUACCUUUCUUUACACAUACAGACUCCAAAAACAAAAACCAACACAAAUCUUUAUUUUUUUGAUUUAAAAGAUAUAAUGAAGAACUGUGGGGAGAAUAUUCAUCGUGGCAGGUGUCUAUCUGUAAGAAAAAAUAUAUAUCUAUAUGUCAUAUAGCUUGUUAGCAGGUUUAUUUUUUAAAUGAAAGGUAAAAAAAGAAAUUGAUUUGAAAUAUAUACCACGAGAUGUCCCAUGGCCUGUCAAACUUGUCGGUAUUUUAUAAAUAAACUUUUUUUUUUUGGA